Messenger RNA from Sesamum indicum (sesame), 1164 nucleotides. RefSeq lists its product as uncharacterized. The record is from RefSeq and is a predicted model, not a curated record. Lineage: Eukaryota; Viridiplantae; Streptophyta; Magnoliopsida; Lamiales; Pedaliaceae.
AUGGAUAGAAAACUGAUAGAUGCGGCAAGUGGCGGAGCAUUGUUCGACAAAACCCCCACCGAGGCGCGUAAACUAAUCUCAAUUAUGGCGUCCAACACUCAGCAAUUUGGAGUUAGGCACGAUGAUCCACCUAGGAAAAGCAACGAGCAACAGACCCAGGCGAGCAUUGAAAAUCUAGAAUCUCAAAUCAGUCAGCUGGCAUCGUCUGUUGGUAAGCUAGAGUCCCAAGGUAAGCUACCUUCUCAAUCUGUCAUUAACCCUAGACAAAAUGUUAGUGCUAUUACGCUUCGUAGUGGAAAAGAAUUGCAGGAACAUGUGAACGAAGAUGACACCAUACGUGGGCACGGUGUCAAAAGAAAGUUGGAAAAGGAAAUUGAGGUCCAACAAGAACAAGCCAAACCCGAAGCGAACCAUCCAAAGCCUUUGGUAACUAGACCUCCCUUCCCUGAAAGAUUCAAUAAGGUAAAGAAAGAAGAGGAAGAAAAAGAAAUCCUUGAAACGUUCCGCAAAGUAGAGGUAAACAUCCCGCUGCUCGAUGCCAUCAAGCAAAUACCCCGAUAUGCGAAAUUUUUCAAAGAAUUGUGCACUAGCAAGGGUAAACUCAAGGGAAACGAACGGGUAAGUAUGGGGGAGAACGUCUCCGCAAUUCUCCAACGAAAAUUACCCCCAAAAUGCAAUGAUCCAGGUACGUUUUCUAUCCCUUGCAAAAUUGGAAAAAUUGGAAUAGAAAAAGCGAUGUGUGAUUUAGGUGCCUCUAUCAAUAUUAUGCCUCUUACUACAUAUGAAUCUUUGAAUGUUGGCCCAUUGAAAGAAAUGGGGGUCAUUCUUCAACUUGCCGAUCGUUCUGUAGUUUACCCCGAAAGAGUUCUUGAGGAUGUACUUGUGCAAGUUAAUGAAUUGGUUUUUCCUGCUUAUUUUUAUGUGCUUGAUAUGAGGGGGGAUAUUCCUCCCAAUUCUACAUCCAUCUUACUAGGAAGACCAUUCCUUAAAACCUCAAAAACCAAAAUUGAUGUAGAUGUCGGAAUUCUUUCUAUGGAAUUUGAUAAUGAGGUUAUGAGUUUUAAAAUUGAUGGUGCCAUGAGAUAUUCUAAUGAUGUGCAUUCUAUUUUUCUCAUUGAUUCUAUUGAUCCUUUAUUGCAAAAAAAAUGCUAUGUUCAAUGGUAG